UUUAUAGAUCUUGCACAAAGUGAAAACCUUUCCCAGUGCGUAGCAGAUAUCCAGAGCAAUGUGGACUACAGUUUUCCUCUCCAUCUCUCUUCUGAGCAUUUCAUCAGCUUGCAACCUACAUCCAUCAUCGUCCCUAGAGACUGGCAUUGUCUGCAGGGUGACAAAGCCAGCUGCUUUAGUACUCAAUGAGCAGACGGCACAGGUGAUCCAAGCUGCAUUCAAACAUGCAACAUUUCCAGACAUCACUGGAGAGAAGUCUGUCAGAUAUAUGGGGAAAGUAGCAUACAAUUUAUCCAAUAUAAAGGUCAGCAAUCUAACCAUCAGUAGUAGUGAUGUGGAUUUAAGAGAAGAUGAGGCUAUCAACAUCAUGAUCCGAAAUGUGAGCGCUACUUUCAGUGGGACUCUGAGCUAUGAACUUGGAGCUUUUUUUAUGACGAUUGAAAAUUCCAUCGACUUUGAAAUUUAUUCUUCCACAGAUUUGGAAGUGAACAACAAACUGACUUGCAGAAAUAACCGAAUUGCUGCUGAUACUUCUGAUUGUUACCUGACUUUUAAUGAAUUUCUUCUGCACCUCCAUGGAGACAAACAACCAGGCUGGUUAAUGCAGCUCUUCACGAAUUUCAUAUCAUUCACCGUAAAACUUGUAAUUAAAGGUCAGAUCUGUAAAGAAAUUAAUCAUGUGGCCAAUUUACUUGCACAUUUUAUUCAAGAAAGAGCUGAGGACUUCCUCAGUGAUGGAGAUAUUGGGGUAAACAUUGAUGUCACUUCUUUUCCUGUUAUAAAAGGAAGUUACAUGGAAUCUCAUCACAAGGGUCUUCUACGCUAUAAAAAUGUUUCUAGCUCCUUCAAUAGUUCCACAUUCUCUCCUUCCCUCUUAACUGACCACAAAAUGCUCUACUUCUGGUUUUCUGAGCAUGUGUUAAACUCUCUGGCGCUGGCCUCAUUCCUGGAUAAACGAUUGGUUCUGGAACUCAAAGGAGGUGACCUAAAGGAGAUACUGGAAAAAGAAUCCCAAUGGAAACCCCUACAACAGAUCUUCCAGGAAUCAUCUCUGGACAAUUCGUUGACUAGAGUGUGGAGUCUUACACCUCCCGAAAUCAGAGUCAUCCCAAAAGGAACCCUUGUAAUCUCAUCAGUUGCUGUACAACUCAAAACCUCACUGGAUGAAUCAGUUGCAACUUUAUAUUUUGAAGCAGAUGUUAAUGCCACUGUCCAGGCAUCAUUUGCUGACAAGAAACUGAUUCUGCAUCUAGUGGAUUCUAUAGUUCACAUCAAGGAGUGGAAAAGCUCUCUACUAAUACAUGAACAGAGCACAAUGAGACCUUUCCUACACAAAAUUGUGUCUUUAUGUGGAAUUCCUGCAGUUAUAAAACGUUUGGAGCCAGCAUUAACUUCGAUAAUGAACAGUAAACAACUUGAUCUGUUUACAAUUAUAAACCCGGAGAUAAUCCCGCAUGAGGGCUAUUUAGUAGUGCAGCUUGAUUUUGGAUUUCCUCAUCAUUUGCUUGUGGACUUCCUUAAAAGAUCCCUUUAGGACUCUACAGCUGGUUUUCAUAAACAAAUAAAAGAAUAUAAAUGAGCAUUUGAUAGAUAAAAAAUAAUUUUACUUGUAUGAUUGAAAAACACAUUUUUAUAAUAUGUACACUUGGGUCAUACUGUUGAUUCUCAAAAAAAUAUGAAAUGUUCAAAUAUGAAUUAAAUGUGAAUGAAUGUAUUAAAAUGUAGUUUUUUCACAAACACAUUUCAAAAUUACUUUUAGACUUAAUAAAAAACCCUAACAACA
This is a messenger RNA of Bombina bombina (fire-bellied toad), 1783 nucleotides long. It is a transcript of the gene CETP, whose product is annotated as cholesteryl ester transfer protein. The transcript is spliced from 16 exons. Gene Ontology annotation, cellular component: high-density lipoprotein particle. Lineage: Eukaryota; Metazoa; Chordata; Amphibia; Anura; Bombinatoridae. Bases 59 to 1534 code for a protein of 491 amino acids. Gene Ontology annotation, molecular function: cholesterol binding; triglyceride binding; cholesterol transfer activity. The record is from RefSeq and is a predicted model, not a curated record. Gene Ontology annotation, biological process: triglyceride metabolic process; triglyceride homeostasis; low-density lipoprotein particle remodeling.